Drosophila obscura is the source of this 2342-nucleotide messenger RNA. It is a transcript of the gene Rsph4a, whose product is annotated as radial spoke head protein 4 homolog A. The record is from RefSeq and is a predicted model, not a curated record. The transcript is spliced from 4 exons. Gene Ontology annotation, biological process: cilium movement involved in cell motility; cilium assembly; axoneme assembly. Gene Ontology annotation, cellular component: radial spoke; axoneme. The coding region runs from base 96 to 2252 and encodes 718 amino acids. NCBI's taxonomy places the organism in Eukaryota, Metazoa, Arthropoda, Insecta, Diptera, Drosophilidae.
AUUCAUUGUCUGCCUUGAAGCCAUACAACACAUAUAGUUUUUUUUAUAAGUCUACCAACAACAAAUAUCAAAUAAAUAUAAUAACAAAUACUACGAUGGAUAACAAUUCGUGCCAAAAUUUCUCAUUCGGCUCAACAUCCAGCUCUGAGCUGGGGCUACCGCCGCCUUGUGUUACCAAGAAGAAAAAACCAGAUGCGAUUAUUGUGGAGCAGGAGACGUCGCCACAAUGCUCGCAAGUGAUUACAUCGACAUCGUCGUCCUCCUCGACCACCAUAUCGAUGGGGGCCUUCGACUCCGAUUGCCAUUUCAACAAAGCCCUGGUUAAAGAGCCUCCCAAUAUUGACUAUGAAGUGAAUGUGGCCAAGGCCAUAAUGCAGCAGUACAGCACAUUGAGUGGCGAUAACUUAUUUGAUCACUUGAGCGAUAUUAUCAAGCGGGUCAUUGAUGAGCGUCCGCCGAAUGUGAUUGAUUUUUUUGAGGAAUUCAGCAGAAAUGUACGCGAGCAGAAAUUUCACUUGCCCGAGCGUUUUCCGCCCAAUGCAAUCUUUGACGAGGUUCGCACCUUCAAGGUCGCAAAGCAGAUUCUCCAAUCAAUGCAGCUACCCUACAAUAUUGAGGGCGAAGACUUGGUUGGUGCAGAAGAUUUAUAUGGCGAAGACGGGAAAACAAAUGAUGAAGAAGAGCUACGGUUAGCCAUCGAUGACUCCAUGCGUCUGUUUGUGACCUUCAACGAACGCGUCCAGCAACUGCAGUUCUAUUGGAAUCAGUGCGGCUUCAGCAUUAGCAGUGAUGACAUCUUCCAGUUGGCCUGCGCCAUGAACCGACUGCAGACACACUCCUCGAUAAUGCAGUGCCGCUUUUGGGGCUGCAUCAAUGGGUUGAAGGCCUCAUACUAUAUAGUGGAGGCCACGCUCACUCGCGAGGAAAUACAAUCCCGUAUGGCGAUGAUGGAGGACGAGCUGCGAGAGAAGCAGCUGCCCAUCAAGAUGCGCCGGGACAGAGAGGAGCGACCACUGCCGCCGCACAUUGGUCCAGAACUCACUCCAGGCAUCUACGGUUGGGAAAAUUAUCCAUUUGAAGAGCUAGAUAUCAUGGAGCCAAAAGCAGCAGAUGUCCCCCUGGUGGAGGAAAUUGAGUUCUACGAUAUACCGCCCGAGUACAUUGGCGUUGGCUGCAAUCGCUAUUCGUACUUUGUGGUCAAUUCCUUGUCCGAUGAUUGGAUUGAGCUGCCCAUAGUGACGCCCCGCCAAGUGGUCGUCUCGCGGCAAAUCAAGAAGUUUCUCACUGGCGAUCUGGAAGCGGAUGUUAUCUCGUAUCCAUGCUUUCCCGGCAAGGAAAAGCAUUACCUGCGCGCCAUGAUCGGCCGCAUUACGGCUGGCACCUACAUCGCCCCCAUAGGCUAUUACAGACGCAUGACCAAAAAGGAGAAGCGAAUGUUCGAGGGCAAUGAUCUCGAUGAAGGGGAGGAAGAGGAGGAGGAGGAGGAGGUGGAAGAAAAUUUAAACGAAGGCGAAGAAGAUCAAAUUGAAGAUAACGACGUUAUGCUUUUAAAAAAUGAAAAAUAUGAAAUAGAACCGCUGGGAUCCUUGUCCACUCCAGUGGCAUGGGUCCACGUCCGAUCGAAUAUACUGAACCAGGGUCGGGUCAUGUGGUUUGAUGAGGAAAAGGCCCAAAAGGAGCGGGAGAAGGCUCUAGCUCUAUAUUUGAAAAUGCGACUCUUGGAGGAAAUGGGAGAAGAGAUGGAGGAGGAGGAAGAAGAGGUCGAGGAUGAGGAAGAGGGCGAAGAAGAGGGCAUGAUUGAGGGCUUUAAUCAACCGGAAACAGGGCCCAGUAUUUUGUCAUCGUGCGCCAACGACAUGAGUCCGGAAAUAGCAGUGCCAUGGCUGAUACGCCAAACCAGCAAGUACACCAAUCAAAAGGAACGCGUCCUAAUCAUGCAAUCGAACGUGUGGCCAGGCGCCCACACAUUCAUAUUCGAGAACAUUUGCGAAUCAAUAUACUUGGGCUGGGGGCACAAAUACUAUGCACGCAACAUGCCGUUCAAUCACCUGCCCAUGGUGCAGCAGGAGUAUACCCAUGGGGCGGAAGACUUUAUCGAGGCCAGUGAUCCGACUGUUGAGGAGGAGGCUGCCUAUCGCGAAUGGCUGCUCAGCAAGCAAAAGAAGCCCGCUUCUGUUGGGGAAGACAUCGAAGAAUUUGACGAUGAGGACGGGGACGGGGACGAGACCGAUGAUCAAUCUGAAGAUAAUUAGUACAAAGCCCGCCAAGGCCAUAAUUUGUUAAAUUCAAUGUUUCUUGUUUAUUAUGUAUUGAAAUAAAAUGUAUUGUGAUUACAGUUACAA